UUUUGGACACCCGCCACCAACCUAUUUAUAAAGCUCUCAACUUCAAUUUCGUGCCUCUUCUUUGUGUUUCUCCGUUGCGUUGAACAUUAUUGCUCUACAAAUAAAAAAUUAAAAGAAAAAAAAAAAAAACAAAAAUUCCCAAAUCCGAGCUCUGGUGAAGAGAUUAGGGUUCUAAAUCAUGGAUGACAACCGCAUGAAGUUAUUGAUCUUGUUCUCGAUGUCGGUGUUCCUCUUGAUGUUAGAAGCCAAAACCGCAGACCCCUACAAGGUUCUUGGGGUUGAGCGAAAUGCAAGUCAACGAGAAAUUCAGAAAGCUUUUCACAAGCUCUCUCUUCAAUAUCACCCAGAUAAGAAUAAAAACAAGGGAGCUCAAGAGAAGUUUGCCGAGAUAAAUAACGCAUAUGAAAUUUUAUCUGAUGAAGAAAAGAAAAAAAAUUAUGAUAUGUAUGGAGAUGAGAAGGGUAAUCCUGGGUUUGGUGCUGGUCAUCCUGGGGAUCAGGGUGGAUAUACUUACUUCACAAGUGGUGGACCAGGAGGCAACCAGUUUUCCUUCAGACCAGGUGAAUGGCAAAGUACAGGAGGCGAGGGAGCUUCAAAAUCAUUCUCGUUUUCCUUUGGUGGUGCUGGUGGCCCAAGUUCAUUUGGUUUUGGUAUGGAUGAUCUUUUCUCCAACUUUUUUGGGGGUAAUGGUGAUAGUAUGUUUGGUGGUUUUGGUAGUAGAACUGGGUCACGAGCUGGGUCACGAACUGGGUCGCAAAGUGGGUCCAGAAGUUCUUCAAAGAGCAUUAGGGCCAUUAAUUCAUGUGACUUUAAGAAAGAAAUAGCUGUUCAAGGGAUGACUUGGCUUUUGUUCUCUUUUACACCCUCAUUGAAAGGGAAUCAUUAUGUUGAAUCUACUGUGGAGGAGGUUGCCAGUUUAUUGCAGGGAGCCUUAAAGGUUGGAAGCAUAAAUUGUGAGACAGAACUGUCUUUAUGUAAGGACCUUGGCAUAUUACCUAGAAGAAUGCCCAGGGUGUUUGUUUAUUCAUACAAAGCAAGUGACAAGGGAUCUUUGGUGGAGUAUGCUGGUGACUUGGCUGUUAAGGAUUUGAAAACCUUUUGCCAAGACCAUUUGCCAAGGUUUUCAAAACGUGUUGACUUGAAGAGUUUUGAGUUUUCAGGGGUCACACUUGAAAAAUUGCCGACUGUGAUACUUCUUUCCACCAAAAAGGAUACUCCUGUCAUAUGGCGUGUCCUUAGUGGCUUGUACCGGAAACGCAUAAUUUUCUAUGAUGUAGAGGUUCGGGAUGUUUCUGAUCCUAUGGUGAGAAAGUUGGGAGUUGAUGCACUACCAGCGGUUGUUGGAUGGCUAUCAAAUGGGGAGAAAAACAUUUUAAAAGCGGGGAUUAGUGUGAAAGAUUUGAAAUCUGCAGUUCAUGAUCUCAGUAUCCUUCUAGAUGGUUUUGAAAAACAGAACAAAAAGGUAGCUUCAAGUCAGCCCAGAAAAGCAGAGACUGAUUUUGGAGACAAUCACAUACCUGUCUUGUCAGGGUCUAAUUUUGAUGCCUUAUGUGGUGAGACAACUCCUGUUUGCAUAAUUGGGGCCUUCAGAUCUUCCAGGGCUAGGGAGAAGGUGGAGUCAAUUUUAAACAAGGUCUCCCAGAAAUCACUAUCAAGGCAACCAACUUCAGCCUUAGGCUCGAGGGAUUCGAUUUCCUACACUCUGUUAGAUGCUACCAAGCAGCCAGCAUUCUUAAAUGCAUUUGACAAAUCGGGAUUUAAAUCAUCAGAUAAACUACUGGUGGCUUACAAAUCUCGGAAGGGGAAGUUUGCAGCAUUUGAGGGUGAAUUGACCAUUGAAGAAGUAGAGGGAUUUAUCAGCUCUGUUCUCAACGGUGACAUACAAUUUAAGAAGACAUGGCAAAAGCCUGUGCUGAAGUAAAGCCAACCCUGAAAGAUUUUGGAGCUUGUGGUUUUCCAAAUUAUGUAUAUAUAUCCUCACAUUUUACAACGGCUCUAGGCUCCCCUCCCAUAUGCGGCCACCUUUUGUUGUGAUGUAAUUUUUUGAGCAAUAUAUCAUCAGCAAGAAGUGCAGUUUGAAGUGAAAAGAGGUUUUAUUGCAUAGUUUAAACUGCUUAGUUACAUCUUUCUUCCAUGUAAAAAUUAUGACCACUUUUUCCUCUGCUCAACUUUGUUUUUUUUCAGUUGGAAGUGAAAGAGAAUGAAGAUGUGGAAGUGGAAGAAAUUUGUAAGUAAUGUUCUAUUUCUACCUUAUUCUGGAUUUUCCUUCCCAGUGAAUAUGGUGCUGGUAGUGCUCCAUUGGCUCUAUAUGCCUUUAGUGCGUGGUCCAGGGGGACAAUUGAGAGUAGAAAUGCAUUAUUCAAAGCAAAAUUCUGUGGUAUUAGGUGGUUAAGGAUUUACUUGUAUAUUAGGUGGUUAAGGAUUUACUUGUAUAUUAGGUGGUUAAGGAUUUACUUGCAUACUUCAUGUAUUUUGGGGAAUUUCAGAAGGACAUAAAAGAAAGUUCGGUUUAGAGGAAGUGGGAAACCCAUGGAAAUUUACGCAUUAAAUUUUCUAGUAUAAUGCAAUAAGUAAUAAUUGAUUACGUAUAAAAACCACCCCCAUAAUAAUUAAUUCCAUAUAUUUUCUCGUCAACAACAUUUGAAAAAAAAAAAAAAUCUUUUGGUUUAGUUUUAUAAAGCAAUAGAACUGUUUUCCUCUUUGGGAAACAAAUCAUAUUUAUUAUUGUUAUUAUUAUUAUUUCUAUUAUUAUAUAUAUAUUUUUAUCAGUCAAACUGGCCAUUUCUAGAUAGAUGAAAUAAAGAUUUAUUUACCAAAAAGGUUAAAUAAAGAUUUCCACGGAUCCUAUGUAAAAUCCAACUUAAAAAAAAGAAAAAAGAAAAAAUCAAACCCAAAGAAAAUUAUAAGAGGUUCUAUUUACACUAAAAAAUUUUAAUAACCACGCAGCAUUUUCAAUUAUAUUUUUAUAUUUCAAAAAUAUUUUUUGAUAAAAAAUCACAAAUACUCUUAUAAAAAUAAAUUGUUUUGGUAUAUAUAAUUCGGAUUAUUUAAAUCAGAUUUUGUAUAUUAAAUUAUACAAUGAAAUUUAGAUGAUAUAAACUAAACAGAAUUUCAAUAAUAUAUGAAGUCGUUCAUUAAUAUAUAUUAAAAAAAAACUUGUUUUUUCAUUGAUACUUAAGAUGCAAUAAGGAAAAGUUUAAACAAUUCGUAACUUAAGACUUGUGAUUUAAGUAAUUGAAUCAAUUGGAUUAAAUUGUCAGUUUAUAAAGUUGAAAAUAAACAUAACAAAACUGAUUUGGAAAUUAGGACAAUCAAAUAGAAUUAAAAGGUAGAGAUGAUGCAAUGUAUAUAUUUAAGAAUAAAUAAUGUAUAAAUUAUUGAUAUAGAUAAAAAUUAAAUUAAAAGUGAAUAUGCAGAAUAUAAUGUAGUUAUUAAAUUUCAUAUUAUCAAUGGAACCAUUCAAAUUAUAAUAUCUUAAAAAUACUUUAAUAAAUAAAAGGAUUAUCUAUUAAAGACUACCAAGAAAACUUCCUAGUCCAAUAAAGUAGAGAGCUUUGUUUUAAAAAAUAAUAAUAAUAAAUAGAUAAACAAAGUGAAGAGCUAACAAAUUGGAAUUUUUUUUUUUUUUGGGGCUGAAAAUAACUUAAGAGUUUAUUUGCACACAAUACCUUUUUUUUUUAGCACACAUACUCAAUAAAAGAAAUAGCUUUAAAAAAAAAAAAAAAAAACUCAAAAUAGGGCAAUAUUGACUGAAAAAAAAAAAAAAAAAGGAAACAAAAAAGUUAAAUUCAGCAAAAAGUUGUAUUUUUUCUUUGUUUUUUUUUUUUGGGGCUUCGGCAGGAAGCAAAGGUCGAGAAGAAGCUGGUCAAAAAGUUCAAGAGGCCACAGAUUGACCGCCAGAUCUCUGUGAAGAAAAUGAUAAUCGUCCACCGUCUAACUAUGCUUUUAAGCAAAAAACUCAUGGACGAAAGUAAUUACUAUCAAUGGAAAACCAAUCUCUAUGUAGUUCUUGAGCUUCAAAAUAGCAAGUUUGUCUUAACAUUACCAAAGCCCCUAGAACCAACUGCUACUGCAUCUGAAGAAAUCAAGACGCAAUAUGCAGAUUGGCAACGGGCAAAUACUGUAGCUCGUUGCUAUAUUCUUGCCAGUGUUGUUGACCAUCUGCAGCAGCUAAUGUCCUGCUUAGAGACUGGAGCAGAAAUGAUCCUGACUCUAGAUAGAAUGUUUAGCAAGCUCGGCUAGAGAGUCUGCUAUAAGGGCAUUAAAGUUCACACGUAUGACUAGAGGAAAUGUGCGUGAACAUUGCCUUGCAAUGUUGUCACAUAUCAGUUGUGCGGAAAUGAUGGGGGCUAAGCUGAAACAAGAGAUGCAGAUCGAUAUGAUCUUGAAAUCUCUGCCUGACAGCUUCAACGAGUUCAAAAUAUUUUAUAGUUUGAACAAAUUGAAAUUUACUCCUAUUGAGCUAAUGCAUGAGCUUGAGAGUGCUGAAAAGUAUCUCACAAAGCCAAGAAAUGUCUAUUAUGCUCAAAGUUCUUAUAAACCUAAAGGGCAAUCUAAGGGUAGGAAUAAGAAUAAGAAAGGAGUUGGUUCAGCUGUCAAAUCAGCUGCAAUGAAAAAGUUAACAAGCAAGUGCUUCAAGUGUAGACAGAAGGGUCAUUGGAAGAAAAAUUGUCCUAAAUCAGUUGUAAUAAAGCAGGCUUCUCAGUAAAGGACAGAAUCUUGAAGUUGGGAAACAAAGAAUAUUUCUUCUUAAUGACAGUCUCCCAGAAAUCUCUAUCAAAGAACUAAAUUCACCCUUUGGUUGUAUGGAUUUGAUUUCCUACACGUCUGUUAGAAGCCACUAAACCGCCAGCAUACCUAAAUGCAUUCGACAUAUCAGGAUUUAAAUCAUUAGAAGAUAAACUAUUGGUGGCUUUACAAACCUCGGAAGCAGAAUUUUGGCAGCAUUUGAGGGUCAAAGACUCAAAUGACCAUUGAAGAAGGAGAGAGAGAUUUAUCAGCUCCAUUCUCAAUGGCACACACAGUUUGAAAAGACUAAGGCAAAAACCUGUGCUUCAAGUAAAGCCAACCCUGAAAGAUUUUGGGGCAUGUGGUAACUUUCCAAAUUAUAUAUAUAUAUGUAUAUAUAUCCACACAUUUUACAACAGCUGUGGUCUUCUCUACCAUAUGCCUCCUCUUGUAAUCAUGUAAAUUUUUGAGCCUCGUAUUAUCAGGAAGAAGUGCUGUUGGAAGUGAUCUUACUUAUCUGUGGAUGGAUGCCACAAAAGAGGUUAUCUACUUUUGAAGGUUUGAA
Molecule: messenger RNA, 5293 nt
Organism: Ziziphus jujuba (common jujube)
Lineage: Eukaryota; Viridiplantae; Streptophyta; Magnoliopsida; Rosales; Rhamnaceae
Product: dnaJ protein ERDJ3A
Exons: 11
Coding region: 179-1921 (580 amino acids)
Source: RefSeq, a predicted model, not a curated record